GACCCCGCCCACCGCAAACUUCUCCCCCUCCCCGGGCCGGAGCGGGGCGGGUCGUGAGGCGGGGGUCGCGCUGGGAGGCCGGGCCCGCGCCGAGUGCGGACGGCCGAGAGCGGCCUCGGGAUUGGCGGGCGGCGGGCGCCAGGCAGGUGUUACUACUGCGGCGCGAGGGAGCGGGCGGAGCCGCCGCGGCCGGACGCCGGGACGCGCCGAGAGGGGCCUGCGCCCCGGGAGCACGGCGUCCUGCCCGCCGCUAUCGCCGCGAGCUCGGGCCGCCACGCCGAACCGUCUCCGGCUGUUCCUUCUGCCACCAUGAGGAGCAUCUUCAAGAGGAACCAGGAGCCCAUGGUGGCUCCCGCCACCACCGCCGUGCCCGCCGGCCCGGCAGACAACUCCACAGAGAGCGGGGGUGCGGGCGAGGGCAAGGAGGACGUGUUUGCCAUGCUCAAGGAGAGGUUCUUCAACGAGAUCGUCAAGCUCCCUCUACCCCCCUGGGCGCUGAUCGCCAUCGCCGUGGUCACGGGCCUUCUGCUGCUCACCUGCUGCUUCUGCAUCUGCAAGAAGUGCUGCUGCAAGAAGAAGAAGAACAAGAAGGAGAAGGGCAAGGGUGCCAAGAACGCCAUGAACAUGAAGGACAUGCGGGGCGGCCAGGACGAUGACGAUGCAGAGACGGGCCUGACGGAGGGCGAGGGCGAGGGCGAGGAGGAGAAGCAGCCUGAGAACCUGGGCAAGCUGCAGUUCUCCCUCGACUACGACUUCCAGGCCAACCAGCUCACUGUGGGCGUCCUGCAAGCCGCGGAACUGCCCGCCCUGGACAUGGGCGGCACCUCGGACCCUUACGUCAAGGUCUUCCUCCUUCCAGACAAGAAGAAGAAAUAUGAGACCAAAGUCCAUCGGAAGACGCUGAACCCCGCCUUCAACGAGACCUUCACCUUCAAGGUGCCAUACCAGGAGCUGGGUGGCAAGACCCUGGUGAUGGCCAUCUACGACUUUGACCGCUUCUCCAAGCACGACAUCAUCGGUGAGGUGAAGGUGCCCAUGAACACGGUGGACCUGGGGCAGCCCAUCGAGGAGUGGCGGGACCUGCAGGGCGGGGAGAAGGAGGAGCCGGAGAAGCUGGGCGACAUCUGCACCUCGCUGCGCUACGUGCCCACGGCCGGGAAGCUCACCGUCUGCAUCCUGGAGGCAAAGAACCUGAAGAAGAUGGACGUGGGCGGCCUUUCAGACCCCUACGUGAAGAUCCACCUGAUGCAGAACGGUAAGAGGCUCAAGAAGAAAAAGACGACGGUGAAGAAGAAGACCCUGAACCCUUACUUCAACGAGUCCUUCAGCUUUGAGAUCCCCUUCGAGCAGAUCCAGAAGGUGCAGGUGGUGGUCACAGUGUUGGACUACGACAAGCUGGGCAAGAACGAGGCCAUCGGCAAGAUCUUCGUGGGCAGCAACGCCACGGGCACGGAGCUGCGGCACUGGUCAGACAUGCUGGCCAACCCCCGCCGGCCCAUCGCGCAGUGGCACUCGCUCAAACCCGAGGAGGAGGUGGACGCGCUGCUGGGCAAGACCAAGUAGGGCCGCGGCCGUGCCCCCUCGAGGCGCCCGGCCCAUCUGUGUGGUCGUGUCCCCCGUCCCCUUUUUAUAAGGACCCUCCCCUCCGACGGCCGUGGGAGGAGGGCCCCCAGAGGUGGCGCGGCCGGCCCGGCCCGCCCCGGGAGCUGUCCCCGCUGCAUGCCCACGCCCCGCUCCUGCGAAGCUGCACCCCAGGCUCACCCCG
Molecule: messenger RNA, 1765 nt
Organism: Cervus elaphus (red deer)
Lineage: Eukaryota; Metazoa; Chordata; Mammalia; Artiodactyla; Cervidae
Gene: SYT2
Product: synaptotagmin 2
Exons: 9
Coding region: 310-1563 (417 amino acids)
Biological process (GO): calcium ion-regulated exocytosis of neurotransmitter; regulation of calcium ion-dependent exocytosis; synaptic vesicle endocytosis
Cellular component (GO): axon; dense core granule; synaptic vesicle membrane
Molecular function (GO): calcium-dependent phospholipid binding; phosphatidylserine binding; calcium ion binding
Source: RefSeq, a predicted model, not a curated record